This is a messenger RNA of Apaloderma vittatum (bar-tailed trogon), 1157 nucleotides long. RefSeq names its product DnaJ (Hsp40) homolog, subfamily C, member 21 (gene DNAJC21). Gene Ontology annotation, molecular function: nucleic acid binding; zinc ion binding. The record is from RefSeq and is a predicted model, not a curated record. The annotation marks the transcript as partial. NCBI's taxonomy places the organism in Eukaryota, Metazoa, Chordata, Aves, Trogoniformes, Trogonidae. Gene Ontology annotation, cellular component: cytoplasm. The transcript has 7 exons.
AUGGCGGUGGCCUGCGGGGGCUGGAGGCAGCGCCGCGGGUGUCUCUCGGGGCAAAAUGUGCUGGCCCCGGGGGCCGCCUCGCAGCAGCUGAUGGUUUCGCUCGAUUGCCUUGCAGACAAGAACCUAGAGAACGCGGAGGAAGCAGCUGAGCAGUUCAAGUUAAUCCAGGCGGCCUACGACGUUCUCAGUGACCCCCAGGAAAGAGCCUGGUAUGAUAAUCACAGGGAGGCCCUGCUGAAAGGUGGAGUUGAUGGAGACUAUCAAGAUGAUAGUUUAGAUCUGCUGCACUACUUCACUGUUAACUGUUACUCUGGAUAUGGAGAUGAUGAAAAGGGAUUCUUUACAGUCUAUCGACUAGUUUUUGAAAAGAUUGCCAAGGAAGAGAUGGAAUGUAUGACCCAGGAAGAUAUUGAAGAAUUCCCUACGUUUGGAUAUUCCCAAAGUGACUAUGAUACAGUAGUUCACCCUUUCUAUGCAUAUUGGCAGAGUUUCUGUACUCAGAAAAACUUUGCUUGGAAAGAAGAAUAUGAUACACGGCAGGCCUCAAACCGCUGGGAGAAACGAGCUAUGGAAAAAGAGAACAAGAAGACAAGAGAGAAAGCAAGGAAAGAGAGAAAUGAACUGGUCCGUCAGCUAGUGGCCUUUAUUCGUAAAAGGGAUAAAAGAGUAAAGGCUCACAGAAAACUUGUAGAAGAACAAAAUGCAGAAAAAGCUAGGAAAGCAGAGGAAUUUCGGAGGCAGCAGAAGCUCAAACAAGCCAAGCUUGCCGAGCAGUAUAAAGAGCAGAGCUGGAUAACUAUGUCAGAUCUUGAGAGAGAGUUGCAGGAGAUGGAGGCACAAUAUGAAAAGGAAUUUGAAGAUGGAUCAGACUAUGCUGAAUUAGAAGAACAGGAGACAAAAGAUGUCGAAGACAAACUGAAUGAUGAGAAUGAAGAAGCUGAAUUUGUUGAUGGUCUGUACUGCCCUGCUUGUGACAAAUUGUUAAAAACUGAGAAAGCCAUGAAGAAUCAUGAAAAAUCAAAGAAGCAUCGAGAGAUGGUAGCACUGUUACGACAGCAACUGGAGGAAGAAGAAGGAAAGUUUCCUGUGUCUUUGGGUGAUGCAGAUGGAACACAUACCAAAGAGGAGGAAGAAACAGAAGACAUGCCCAAGCAGAA